CACUCGUUGGCGCGGCAGCACAUCAGCAGCGUGCGCAGCCACGAUGAAGAGUGGUGAAUUUUUAUCCCCGCGGCGGGGAGUGGAUUACAAGUAAAAAAGCCGAAUGAUUCGUGCCAUGGCGUUAAGGAGGACACUUUCUUUGAAUCCCCCCCCCAAAGUGCGAGAGGCUGGGCAGAAUAUGAGCCAAGAGUGACCAGAGAAGUGAUGGAGGGCGCCGGUCAAGUGGAGCCCAGCCUGCCGGUCAACGCCUCCAACAUCAGCCGGCCCGAGGAUGCGUCCGAGGCGGGCUGGGGCGCGCACAGCCUCGCCUACCAGAUCGGCCUGGCCUCGGUCCUUUCCGCCAUCACGUUGGCCACCAGCCUGUCCAACGCUUUCGUCAUCGCCACCAUCUCCCAGUCCAAGAAGCUCCAGACGCCCGCGAACUUCCUCAUCGCCUCGCUGGCCGUCACCGACCUGCUGGUGUCCAUCCUGGUCAUGCCCGUGUGCGUCCUCUACACGGUCAUCCACGAGUGGACGCUCGGCCAGGUGGUGUGCGACGUGUGGCUGUCGUCGGACAUAACCUGCUGCACGGCGUCCAUCCUCCACCUGUGCGUCAUCGCCCUGGACCGCUACUGGGCCAUCACGGACGCAGUGGAGUACUCGAAAAAGCGCACGCCGGGGCGCGCGGCCGGCAUGGUGGCCACCGCCUGGGUGAUCGCCAUCUCCAUCUCUCUGCCGCCGCUCUUCUGGAGGCAGGUCAAGGCGGACGAGCUGACCAGCUGCAGCGUCAACACGGACCACAUCUUCUACACCAUCUACUCCACCUUCGGCGCCUUUUACAUCCCCACCCUGCUGCUCAUCGUCCUCUACGGGCGCAUCUACGUGGAGGCGCGCAAACGCAUCCUCAAGCAGUCUCCCAAGAAGAAGAAGAAGGCGGCGGGCAAGAGGCUGACCACCGCGUACUUGCAGGCCACGGGCUCCCCCGGUUCCAAUGCCUCCACCAGCCCCUUGCAGGGCGGGAGGCACGAGGCGCCGUCCUGCAGCGACACCAACUCCUCCACUAGCGACAACCAGGUGAAGGUGACUCUGUCGGACGCUGCUUUGGAGAAGAAGCGCAUCUCGGCGGCGAGGGAGAGGAAGGCCACCAAGACGCUGGGCAUCAUUCUGGGCGCCUACAUCGUGUGCUGGCUGCCCUUCUUCAUCUACACGCUGGUGGUGGCCGCAUGCGACGCCUGCGUCAUCCCGCAGCUCUUUGACUUCUUUACCUGGCUGGGCUACCUGAACUCGCUCAUCAACCCCAUCAUAUACACCAUGUCCAACGAGGACUUCAAGAAAGCGUUCCACAAACUGGUGCUCUUCAGAUGCUGCAGAGGGUGA
Molecule: messenger RNA, 1356 nt
Organism: Phycodurus eques (leafy seadragon)
Lineage: Eukaryota; Metazoa; Chordata; Actinopteri; Syngnathiformes; Syngnathidae
Gene: htr1b
Product: 5-hydroxytryptamine (serotonin) receptor 1B
Exons: 1
Coding region: 205-1356 (383 amino acids)
Biological process (GO): adenylate cyclase-activating adrenergic receptor signaling pathway
Cellular component (GO): plasma membrane
Molecular function (GO): G protein-coupled serotonin receptor activity
Source: RefSeq, a predicted model, not a curated record